This is a messenger RNA of Manis javanica (Malayan pangolin), 966 nucleotides long. The record is from RefSeq and is a predicted model, not a curated record. NCBI's taxonomy places the organism in Eukaryota, Metazoa, Chordata, Mammalia, Pholidota, Manidae.
AUGGUGCCCCUUAAUGCCUUCCUGACCUUUCUCCAGCUUCCUUUGUCUGUGCUGGGCAGCUGCGCACCAGCAGCAGACUCCUGGUCCGUCCUGAAUCUUCAGAUUUUACUUCUCCUGGGAUUCUCUGCCAUCUAUGUAGGGAUUGUGUUUGGAAACCUCCUCAUCUUGGUCACUGUGACCUUUGACUCAUGCCUUCACACACCAAUAUAUUUUCUGCUUAUCAAUCUUUCCUGUAUUGAUAUGCUCCUGGCUUCUUUUGCUACCCCUAAAAUGAUUGCGGAUUUCCUCCGAGAACAGAAGACCAUCUCCUGGUGGGGAUGUUAUUCUCAGAUGUUCUUCAGGCACCUCCUAGGUGGGAGUGAGGUGAUGUUGCUUGUAGCCAUGGCGAUAGACAGGUAUGUUGCCAUCUUCAAACCUCUCCAUUACCUGACCAUCAUGAGCCCAUGAGUGCUCACUGGGCUAUUGUUAACCUCUUACACAGUUGGAUUUGUACACUCAUCUAGUCAAAUGGCUUUCAUGUUGAAUUUGCCCUUCUGUGGUCCCAAUGCUGUGGACAGCUUCUUCUGUGAUCUUCCCCUUGUGAUCAAACUUGCCUGCAAGGACACCUACAUUCUGCAACUCCUGGUCGUUGCUGACAGCGGCCUCCUGCCCCUGGUCUGUUUCCUCCUCUUGCUUGUGUCCUACACAGUCAUCAUAUACUGUCAGGCAUGUGCUGCUAGCGGUUCCCCUAAGGCCUUCUCCACUCUCUCAGCACACAUCACCGUUGUGACUCUGUUCUUUGCCCCAUGUGUCUUUAUUUAUGUAUGGCCCUUCAGCAGAUACUUUGUAGAUAAAAUUCUUUCUGUGUUUUAUACAAUUUUCACAUCUCUCUUAAAUCCUAUUCUUUAUACAUUAAGGAAUAAAGAAGUAAAAGCAGCCAUCAAGAAGAUAAGGACUCGGCAUAUAAAUUCAAAACACACUUUAUAG